Molecule: messenger RNA, 2065 nt
Organism: Corticium candelabrum
Lineage: Eukaryota; Metazoa; Porifera; Homoscleromorpha; Homosclerophorida; Plakinidae
Product: achacin-like
Exons: 6
Coding region: 142-1566 (474 amino acids)
Molecular function (GO): oxidoreductase activity
Source: RefSeq, a predicted model, not a curated record
UUCGUCGGCUAUCGCCUCAAAACAGAAAACACAUCAGUACAAUACAAAGUUUUACUACUGGAAGCGACCAACCGCAUCGGAGGACGACUGUAUUCGGUGCAUUUACCGGACAUUGACUUUAACGUUGCGGAACUGGGAGGAAUGCGUUUCAUUCCGGACUCUCAGCCUUACGUUACAAAAGUCAUCAAGGAAAUGAAUAUUCCCCACAAGCCAUUUCUUAUGGAUGAAGAAAACGAUGCCAGACCAUAUUUAUUUCGCGAUGUAUUUGUUCAGCAGAAAGAUUUGAAGACGGCAGGGAAAGCUGCUUACAAACUGAAGAAGGAAGAAGAAGAUCUAACUCCUAGCCAGGUUUCAGAUUUGGUGUUUGAGGCUAACGUACCACCAGAUCAGAGACAUUUGAAUCCAGAUGAGAUGAUGACAGUCGAUGGAUUUCCUUUACUUCAUUACGGGACGGUGAAUACUUACAACUUAGUCAAUGCCAGUGAUGACGCACACAAUUAUGUCAUAGCCGGAAAUGGAUAUUCGGAUAUUUAUACCAAUUACAACGCUGCUAACUCCAUUGGAGACACCAACGAUACUUCUCGUAGUAACGCCUAUAGAGCACCGGAUGACGGUAUGCACACUAUACCAAUAAGAAUGGCAGAAGAGUUUAUGAGCUUGGGUGGCAGAAUCAAGAAGAAGACAACUGUAACUGCGAUAGAUGAGUGCGAGUUCCCAAACGCGCAAAAAGUGUAUCUACUGACAACCUACAACUAUGAGACACUGGAGACGGCACAGUACAUUGCUCGUAAAGUUGUUUUGGCUGUGACGAGAUCUCAAUUGAAGAGAAUACAUUGGGAUGCAUUGUGGACAUCUCCAAAGAGGGAAUUAGUAGAUGCGGUAAUAAGUCAUCAAGCCGCUAAAAUAUUUUUUGCGUUUGAAGAGCCAUGGUGGCGCAAAGAGAGUCUGCAAUACUUAAACCUAACGCAAGGUCGUUCCAUCUCUAGCCUUCCUAGCAGACAGACUUAUUACUUCACUGCACCAAAUCCAGCUGUCAACAACCGCUCGUUCAUCAUGCUUUACAAUGACGGCCAGUUUGCUAAAUUCUGGGAAGCUUUGGCUUCUGACUCUUUCAACAAGUUUCCCACUUCUAAUUCGGCCAUAUUUCCUAUGACUGACACUCUGGUAAAGGAAGUAGUCAAAGAGUUGGCUCUCAACCACAACACAACAGAGGACGUCAUUGGUCGGCCAUACUUUGGAUGGAUUAUGGUGUGGGACAAUGAUCUGCUACCAAGAUACGUUGAAGGAUACGGUCCUUAUAUGCCAAGUGAGUCAUGGACUUUGUGGGCUCCUGGAUACAACUACACAGAAGAAACGAGAAAUAUUAUCAAAUUGGACGAGAACCAGGACAUCUUCAUAUGUGGAUCGGUUUAUUCCGUUCAACAGGGGUGGACUGAGGGUGCACUCGAGCAUGCUGAUACAAUGUUGACAACUCAUUUCAACAUUCCAUCUUACCUAGCACCGUCUGCGAUGGUGGCAAUGAAACAAUCGUUUUACGCCAAAAGAAGAGUCCCUUUAUAUCCGUGACAUACAGUUUCACUAACUAGUAACUUUAUUAGGAGAAGGAACUGUCGAGGCUUAGUUGCUGUACUUGUUUCUUAGUCUAGAGAUAUGGCCAUGGAUAUAGCAUGUUAGAGUUUUCGUUCUGUCUCAAGACUAAUUGUCUAGAGUUUGCUUGUCGUUCUGACUAUACUACUAGCUAGCUAGAUCGAAAACAUUAGCAACAGUUUGUCCUCUAGAUGUCUAAAAUGCUUUAGUUGAUUAAAUAAGUAAUACAUUUUAUUACACGAUCGUUCGUUUCAAUAGCUCUAGUGACUGUUGAUCCUAGCUAGACGAGCCUCCAGCUCGUGAUACUAAAUUCAAACUUGGCGACACGUUGCUGCGGUGGAAAAUAUUUUUGCUGUUUGUUGUUGAUUUGCACGUUUCAGUUGUACAGUCAUUCAUUGAGUGUAAAUUAUGUAAGUACAGUACAUAAUACGGAAGGAACCAUUCUGUUUAGCGCGCGUUAGACCGCAUACUUGAUCUA